CGCGGCCCCAUGAACACCACCAACAUGGUGUACGGGGUGUGCAACGCCGAGUCCGGCUACCACAGCCAGCCCUACUGCAGCGAGCUGCAGCACUACUACGGCCAGUGUCAGAGCCACGAGGCAGUGCAGGGACAGACCUACAUCCCGCCCGCCCUCACGCCCACCGACCACCAUCGCCCGCAACACACGAGCCUACAGGACGCCCAUGUCCCUUCCUCCUACACCAACCUGGAUGACUACAGCAGCGUGUGCUACCCCGGCCACGCUGCGGGCGGCAUGGCAGCCACGCAGCACCACGUCUCGCAGAGCUACGACUACACGAGCGCCGUGCAGGCGGCGGCCGUGGCGGGCGGCGUGGGCGGCCAAACGGGCGUUAUGUCCCCGGCGGGGGCGGGAGGCUACCCGGGCUACCUGGACCCCGCCGCCCAGUACCGACACAUGAGCAUGGGCCUGUACGCCCACCACGAGGGCGUGCGGGAUGCCUGUGGGGUGGGCGGCAUGAUGGGAGGGUCGCCCCACGCGCUGCCCCACCACCAGCCGCAGCAGUCCGUGCCCACCUACAAGUGGAUGCAGGUCAAGAGGAACGUACCAAAGCCAGCGCCCAAGACCGACUAUGGGGGCUUUGGGGGCGGCACGGGACGCACCAACUUCACCACCAAACAGCUGACGGAGCUCGAGAAGGAGUUCCACUUCAACAAGUACCUGACGCGCGCCAGACGCAUCGAAAUCGCCUCUGCGUUGCAACUUAACGAAACGCAAGUAAAAAUCUGGUUCCAGAAUCGACGAAUGAAACAGAAGAAGCGAAUGAAGGAAGGACUUAUCGCCCCCGAACCCCCCACUGUGUCCACGCCCAACGAGAACAGCAACGACUCGGACUCCACCGCCACCACCGGCGGCAGCGCGGGCGGCGGCUCAGCUGGCGGCUCCAGCGGCGGCAGCGGCGGAGCGAGCGGCGGCGUCACCACGAAACCUGAGUCGCCGGGGUCGGGUGGCGGCGGCGAUACCCAGCCUCUACAAGUGACCCCUGCCACCACCAAGCCCAAGACGCAAGCGCUGCCCGCCACGACCCAAAGCCCCUCGUAAGGGUAAGGCCGGGGCCUCCGUGCCCGUCAGAGCUUUAACUUGGGUUGUGAGCGAGGCGGCCCGGAGCAAGGACGACUCUCGGCCGCCCAGACUUCUCCGCGAGUGCCGGACUCUCCCAACGGUCUCAGGGUCCUCUUAUCACUCCCGCUGCGGCAGGGCCCCGCUGAGGCGCGGCACCUGCCAUCCGGCGACCAGAACAGCGAGGAUCAGCGCCGUCAGCAGCCCAUCACGUCACGCGGCCCUCCUCCCUUCCUCGUGAGAUAAGGAAACACCUCGGACGUGCCGCCGGUGUUCGGUUGCAUAACAAUGUGAAGAGAAAACUUGCUGUCAUCCCGUCUGUCUUCAUCUCUGACAUACUGGGCUCGGGGUCCUGAGCCGGUGGUGAGGGAAGGACGUGUGUGGGCCCAGUGAAAGGGGAUGCCAGAAGGGACCUGCAUAGUUACACAGAUCCCGCACCAGGAGGGCGGCGGGACCCGCCUCGCGUCGGCACGGUGGUGGCUGUCAUCUGCUUCUUGCUCAGGGAACUGUCACUCAGUGCAGUAGCCUUCACACUAACUCUGCUCGCGCUGCCGCUCGGCGCGGUGCUGUUGGGCUGUUGGUCACUUUAAUGCUGCUCCAAUCCGUGCGUGCUGCCACCGCCUCCCCUCCCCGGCAAUGUCGUGCAAUAUUUCACGCAUUGGAUCACUAUUGGCUGGUUAGACUGGUGGUGAUGAAGGAAGUUACGAUCAUGCUCGGCAUAAGAAUACUGCGAGUGUUAUGUACAGCUUUGUACACAAUCAAGGACAUGUGAAUAUAAAUACGUAUAUAUAUUUAAAUUUAUAUUUUUCUGAUACUCGUAUACUAUAAACACAUUGUAAAAAUAUCAUUGUCACGUUUUGCCUUCGCAUGUGGACCUCCCUCUGGCGCAGGUUUCCCUGCUCAUAUCGUCUCCCUGGUGCGGCCGCCGCGGCACCGACGGAUGCAUGUCAGCCACUCAUGGUAGUCACCUCAGUCUCCUCGGUGUGUCUGGAGGAAGGCGAGAGCGUCUCGUUGCCGCCCCUGGACGCCGUGACGGAACUCCCCGGCCUCCCCGCCCUUCCCUGCCCCUCCACGCCCCUCCGGACUGACGAGGGGGCAGCGGCGGAGCCAGACUCGCCGCAUCAUCUGAAGGAGUUUCCUGAGACAGUGACUUUUACUCAAGAUUCUUUUUACAACUUUUCACUAAACUGAAAUGGUAAUGGGGCUUUUGAAGCACAUGGGACCCAGAUUGCGAGUCGAAAAAUGUUUCCUAACAAGCAGACGCGCGCUUCACGUUACUAACAAGUGUAAUCUGUACAAAGAAAGUAAUAGUGACUAAUCUAUCUUUCCGGGAACUGGACGCGAGCUGACUCUCGAAACUCAAGAGAGAGUCAUCAACGAGUCGAGAAAUAAAAUUAAACAAAAAAAUACUGAAAGCCAAGAAACUGCAACACUAAAAAUAUUUUUAUCCUCACGAGGACACUUCCUCUCCCCCUCAGCCCUGUAUCCUCCUCGAAUGUGCCUCCUUCAUCACAAACAUUCCAUACAUUGACUCUCCUCCUCCUCCUCCUCCUCCUCCUCCUCCUCCUCCUCCUCCCGGCGCCGCGCCAUCAUCGUGGGCGCGGGCAGGUGUCACCGCUCCUCCUCGGCGGCAGGUUUCUCAUUAUUGUCAAGAAAACAUCGACUUUCUUUUUCUCCGCAUCGGGAAGAAGACAGUUUCAUUUUCUAUCAUAAUUUAUACAUACUGAACGUUUUAUUUUUGCUAUGUGACGCGUGAGUGGCGUGUGUGUGCGUGAGUGUGUGGACGCCGCGUGAGUGUGCGCUUGAGGGCUCGUGUGUAUAUUUUGUACAAAGCGUUUACUGGUAAGAUUAUAAUAUAUGAAAUUUUAUUAAGAAAGGUGAAUAAACAUAACAAAACCCAUUGUGCUUUAAACCGACGCUGCCAGAGACGCUCACCCCCCCUGCCCCUCACCCCCCUUUACCCCUCACCCCCCCUUACCCCUCACCCCCCUUACCCCUCACCCCUCUUCCUGGGACGCGGACCUUGUAUGAGUACGCUAUAGUCCCGUCCUCUCCCCCCUCUUCAUCUCUAUCUAUCUAUCUAUCUAUUUAUCUAUUCAUAUAUUGUAUCUGCAUCUCUGUUUUUCUCUCUAUCUAUCUGUCUUGUCUUCCCAACAUUAUCUAUCUCCUCCUCCACCUCCUCCUCCUUCUCCUCCUCCUGCUCCUCCUC
Molecule: messenger RNA, 3310 nt
Organism: Eriocheir sinensis (Chinese mitten crab)
Lineage: Eukaryota; Metazoa; Arthropoda; Malacostraca; Decapoda; Varunidae
Product: homeobox protein Hox-B1b-like
Exons: 2
Coding region: 10-1083 (357 amino acids)
Biological process (GO): regulation of transcription by RNA polymerase II
Cellular component (GO): nucleus
Molecular function (GO): DNA-binding transcription factor activity, RNA polymerase II-specific; RNA polymerase II cis-regulatory region sequence-specific DNA binding
Source: RefSeq, a predicted model, not a curated record